Xenopus laevis (African clawed frog) is the source of this 1944-nucleotide messenger RNA. It is a transcript of the gene c1qb.L, whose product is annotated as complement C1q B chain L homeolog. Gene Ontology annotation, cellular component: extracellular region. Gene Ontology annotation, biological process: signal transduction. The record is from RefSeq and is a predicted model, not a curated record. The transcript is spliced from 3 exons. Bases 132 to 842 code for a protein of 236 amino acids. NCBI's taxonomy places the organism in Eukaryota, Metazoa, Chordata, Amphibia, Anura, Pipidae.
ACUUCUGCUUUUACCCCUCACUGCCCGAUGGUUCCGCCCAACAACGAGGGGAACAAGUUCUCCAGGGAAUUGAAUUCUAGAGACUGACCCGGAGCCAAGUGUAAGAGUGGGACAGUAAUUCUCCUCUCACCAUGAAGCCCAUGAUGUUGCCACUGUUAUUAUUUGCACUGGUGGCCGCACAGGGGUGCAAAGUUGGGGUUCCCGGGAUCCCAGGAGCCCCAGGGCCUGAUGGGAAAGAUGGAAGUGAUGGAGCCAAAGGAGAUGUGGGGGCGCCGGGGCAGAUCGAGGGUUGGAAUAAAGAGGAACAAAAAGGAGACACUGGCCCAGCCGGUAGCCCAGGAAAAGUUGGACCCAAAGGGCCAAUGGGGCCACCAGGACUUCCGGGUUUGCCAGGCCCAAAGGGCAUAAAAGGGGAGUCGGGCGACUAUGAGACCAGCCUGAAAUCGUCAUUCUGUGCUCAGAAGUUGGGGUCGGGGGCGGUGCGGAGAGAAACCCCCAUUCGCUUUGAUAAAACCAUUUCCAAUGAGAGUGGCCACUAUGAUCAGAGGACGGGCAAGUUCACGUGUCGGGUCGCGGGCAUCUAUUAUUUCUCCUAUUAUGCCACGUCCCGGGGGCACCUCUGUGUGAAUAUCAUGAAGGGGAAAGCGCAGAAGAGCAAAAUGGCCACAUUCUGUGACCAGGCCAAUAAUAUAUUCCAGGUGACCACUGGGGGGCUGGUUCUGCAGGUCCAGAAAGACGAGUCCGUUUGGCUGGAGAUGACAGAUAAGAACAACCUGCUCGGAACCGACGGGGCAGACAGUCUCUUCACUGGGUUCCUGCUCUUCCCUGACUCCAGUCUAUAAGAACCUUCUGCUGCACCAACCAAUCUGCUCCAUUAACCAAUUGCUUUAUAGUCUAGAACUGCAUUAACAGCACUGACACCAGCUCAACUGCCCCCCUCAAUCAGGUACCCCAAUAUGCCACUGCCUUUCAUUCCUGCUCCGGGGCUGCAUUCCUUCCCAUGCCCAGGCUCCCUGGCACAUGUGAUCUCUGAAUAUUCUGUAUCCAAUCUCUGUGAGUUUGGACUCUCUCACAAUGAAAGGCAAUCAGGAUAAGAUUUGGGGUGCAGGCAGAUUUAGUAGGGCGACUACUGCAACACUGGGACAUCUGUCAAAUAUUGUACCACAAUGGGGGUUUGAAAAAUCUCAGAAUAGUGCACUAUAGGCUAAUAGAACUAAUACACAUUAACCUAAAGAACUAGCAAUCUGAUUUAAAUGAAUGCAAUAGGAAAGCCCAGUGAAUUCUGAAUAGUUACUCUCUACCAGGCCAUAGGAAAGAGAACAGCCCAACAGUUAAAAGUAGAGUAAAUGAGAGAUCUAUUCCUGAAUUAGUGAUUGGAUUCACUUACCCUGGGGGAGGUUCCUACCUGACCAUGGGAAAGAGAGCAGCCCAGAACCAAGAGUAAGUACUGGGGGGAAAUGGAUUCCCUUGCUUGGCCAUGGGAAAGAGAGCAGCCCAGGAGCAGCAAGAACAGAGGAUAAGAGAUAAUGUAAAUAGGCAUUUAUAGAGUGAAAGUGUUUUAUUGUGUAUUUAGCAGCUGCCAGAGACUCCUAUGAGGGAAAACUACUGCAAAUUGUAUUAGAAUGACACUGCCUUCAAUGUACUAAAAGUUAGUUUUAAGAUAAACUUCCCCUUUAUCACUCCCAUGAUGCAUUGUGUGACUAAAAGUCUCCUAAAAGUCUCUUCCCCAGGACAGGCAUUAGUGCCCCAUUAUAUCUCAAUUAGAACAUUAAUUAGCUGCAAAGUCUCGGUAUUAACCAUUAGACAGACCUGAGGGUGCAAGGCCGGGAGUGACCAGCAGGGGUCAGUGUCUGUUCAUAUAUUAUUACUAUGGGGUCAGGCAAAUGUUCUGAAAGCUUGUUGUGAUUAUCGUCUCAGUUAUUCAAUAAAGGUUUUGCCUUUUUA